AUGUUAACGAUAGAGAAACCGUUCAAAAACAAUCGAAAAACGUGGAUAACUUCAGUUAGAUGUAAGAAGUGGUUUUUUACAGGGUAAAUUAUCAUUUUAUGUUCACUUAAUAUUUAAUUUAACUUUAAUUUACUAGUUUGUUAAGCUUUUUAGUUGACUGCUCAUGACGACUAACUUUCAGUACGACUGAUUGCUUUAUAGUUUGUUUCUUUAAAAUAUUUAUAUUGUUUUAUCGUUAAGUUGGCCUUGGCUGAAAAACAUAGUUUAGAUAACAUAAUAUUGAUUGGUGUGUGUUUCGCGGUUUAUUACAUUGUUAAAUCUUUUAAAUUCAUAUUAUUUUAGUUUACUAAUCAAUUUUUGUUGCAGGAUGAAAGUGUUAGCCAUCUUGGCCCUUUUGGGCGUCUUCUACAUGGCCCAGGCCAAGGACACUAUCACCGUCAAUAAGAAGGUCUACUUCGAUAUUGAAAUCGGAGGUGAAAAGAAGGGACGUGUCGUGAUCGGUCUGUUCGGUGAUGUCGUACCAAAGACUGCCACCAACUUCCUCGAACUUGCAAAGGGAUCAAAGGGAUACGGAUACAAGGGCAGCAAAUUCCACCGUGUUAUCAAGGACUUCAUGAUUCAAGGUGAGUGGUUUUCGUCAUUUUGUUUAAAUUUAGGUUUUUAUUAGAUUCAUGGAUAAUAUUCUACGUUAUUAAAAUCUACGUGUUAUUUACCAUCAAAAAUUAAAUUUUGAAUCUUUUAGGAGGUGACUUCACCCGCGGCGAUGGAACCGGCGGAAAAUCAAUCUACGGCGAACGUUUCCCAGACGAAAACUUUGAACUGUCUCACUAUGGCCCAGGUUUCCUGUCCAUGGCCAAUGCCGGUCGUGACACUAACGGAUCACAAUUCUUCAUCACCACCGUCAAGACUCCAUGGUUGGACGGCCGUCACGUCGUAUUCGGAAAGGUUUUGGAAGGUAUGGAUGUUGUUCGUGCCAUCGAGAGCGCCCGCACUUUGCCAGGAGACCGUCCAGAACGCGAUGUUGUUAUUGCCGAUUCUGGUGAGAUUCCAACUGAACCAUUCGAAGUCUCUAAGGAUGGAUCUAACUAG
This is a messenger RNA of Bursaphelenchus okinawaensis, 1089 nucleotides long. The record is from the annotation of a GenBank genome assembly. Lineage: Eukaryota; Metazoa; Nematoda; Chromadorea; Rhabditida; Aphelenchoididae.